Messenger RNA from Vicia villosa (hairy vetch), 1311 nucleotides. RefSeq lists its product as uncharacterized. The transcript has a single exon. Bases 1 to 1311 code for a protein of 436 amino acids. Lineage: Eukaryota; Viridiplantae; Streptophyta; Magnoliopsida; Fabales; Fabaceae. Gene Ontology annotation, molecular function: RNA binding. The record is from RefSeq and is a predicted model, not a curated record.
AUGGGUGAGAGAGUGGAGCGAAACACGGUGAGGUCUGAUGAGGGUGAUGCAGGGUGGACGGAGGUGGGGGGACGGAGAGUAUCUAGGGCUAGAGUUCGGUGGGAUCAUGUGGGGGGAAAAAGGCUAUUUCCAAAACGCUCGUCAACGUCUUUUUUCUUCACGUCCUUUCCAGAGAAGAUGAAGGCUAGAGACCUGUAUGAAGUGUUCAAGGUUUAUGGGGAGAUAGAUGAGGUUAUAAUACUAGGGAAAAGGGACAAAUCCGGCAAGAAAUUCGGCUUUGUUCGUUUUUUCGAUGUUGUGGAUGCUGACAUUCUAGCAGUGAAGCUGGAUAAUAUUUUCAUAGGCAAACAGAAGUUGUUCGUCAACUUCCCUCGUUUUCAUAGGGGUAAGGAGGUGAAACAAGGUACGUUAGCCAAAGAGACAAGUACUGAUGAGAAUCCAAGCAAGAGGUUCCAUAGAGGAGUGAAGGAGGGAACUCGCGAUGUGCAAGGUGUGUCCCAAGAUAGAACAUAUGCGGCGGUGACUCGUAUUACGGCCGGUCCGGCCUUACCUCGUCAACAGUACCUGGAAUAUGUGUGUGAUACGUCAUUGGUGGAACAAAGAUUCAACAGAGCCUUUGUUGGGAAGGUUAGAGAGGUGGGCAUGACUUACAACAUUCAGGAUCUGUUUGAUAUGGAAGGAUUCUUUGGGGUGAAAGUUACAGCUCUAGGAGCGAAUUUGUGUCUUUUGGAAGAUAGGGAGGUGGGAGCAGUGGGGAAACUAUUGGAGUUUGAUAGAACGUGGGUGGAUAGAUGGUUUUCGGAGAUCAAGAAGUGGGACAAAGAGGUAUUCGAUGGUGAAAGGGUGACGUGGGUGAGAUUGUUUGGGCUUCCUUGUCUUUUCUGGAACAAUUCUUUCUUUGAGUUUAUCACAAAACCAGUUGGGGUGUUCAUAAGACCAGAUGCAAAUACCUUGGAUCAGUCACGUUUGGAUGUGGCACGGUUUCUGAUUCGAACUCGAUGUGCAGCUGGGAUUGAUGAGAUCUUCAACGUGAAACUCAAUGGUGUUCCUGUGAGAUUGAAGAUGGUAGAAGACGCACAGGGGCCGAUUAGGGUUUUAUCUUCAUCUCUAGAUCAUCCUUCUUCUGAAUCAGAAGAGGUUGAUUCUGAUUUAGAGAUGGAUGGAGGUUCAGAGGGUGGUGUUCCGGUCAACUUGACGGAGCCGGAGAUAGGAGGGGAAGAGUCGCUCGGAGAGGUGGCGUUGUCUGUUAUGGCAGAAGGAGACAAAACAGAUGCUUGCAUGGAAAUGGAUUCGGCGGGUUUGGUGAGCUGA